Molecule: messenger RNA, 5255 nt
Organism: Castor canadensis (American beaver)
Lineage: Eukaryota; Metazoa; Chordata; Mammalia; Rodentia; Castoridae
Gene: Pprc1
Product: PPARG related coactivator 1
Biological process (GO): positive regulation of transcription by RNA polymerase II
Cellular component (GO): nucleus
Molecular function (GO): transcription factor binding; RNA binding
Source: RefSeq, a predicted model, not a curated record
AGGGGCCAAGAUGGCGGCGCGCCGGGGACGGAGAGACGGAGUCGUGCCGCCCCCGACUGGAGGCCCCGGCCCUGACUCGGGCGGUGGAGUCCGCGGGAGCGGUUGGGGGAGUUGGAGCCAAGCGUCUUAUGGAACCGUGGGCGCCGUGAGCGGCGGGGAGGUGCUGCUGCAUGAAGAGGGGGAUGAUUCUGGCUUUGUCAAUCUGUCUCGGCUGGGCCCAUCUCUGAGGGAGAAAGACCUGGAAAUGGAGGAGCUGAUACUGCAGGAUGAGACACUGCUGGGGACCAUGCAGAGCUACAUGGAUGCCUCCCUCAUCUCCCUCAUUGAGGAUUUUGGGAGCCUUGGAGAGAGCAGGUUAUCUCUGGAGGACCAGAAUGAAAUGUCGCUGCUCACAGCUCUGACGGAGAUUUUGGACAAUGCAGAUUCUGAGAACCUAUCUCCAUUUGACAGCAUUCCUGACUCGGAGCUACUUGUGUCACCUCGAGAAGGCUCUUUGCACAAGCUGCUCACACUCUCUCGGACACCCCCAGAACGUGACCUCAUCACCCCAAUUGACCCACUGGGACCCAGCACAGGCAGUACUAGAGUGAAUGGGGUUGAGAUGUCUCUUUCAGAUCCCCCUUGGGACUUCUCCCCACCUUCCUUCUUAGAUACCUCUUCCCCCAAGCUGCCUAGUUGGAGACCCCCAAGAUCAAGACCACGCUGGGGCCAAUCUCCUCCUCCCCAACAGCGUAGUGAUGGAGAAGAGGAGGAGGACAUGGCCAGCUUCAAUGGUCAGGUGCUUGCCGCGGAGCUUGACAACUCUGUGAGCAGUAUCCCAGACUUCCCCAUGCACCUGGCCUGCCCCGAGGAGGAAGACAAGUCGACAGUAGGAAAGGUAGCAGUGUCCAUACCUGGCGAUGAGAGCAUCUCUUCCCUGAGUGAGUUGGUACGGGCCAUGCAUCCAUACUGCCUGCCCAACCUCACCCACCUGGCAUCACUUGAGAAUGAGCUUCAGGAGCAGCCAGAUGAUUUGACACUGUCUGAGGGUUGUGUGGUGCUGGAAAUUGUGGGCCAGGCAGCUACAGCUGGUGAUGACCUGGAGAUCCCAGUUGUGGUUCGGCAGAUCCCUAAUGGACCCCAGUCUGUGCUCCUGGAUGACUCACUAGAGGUCAGUUCUGCCUUGCAGUUUCUCAUGCCCACACUGGAGUCAGAAGCAGAGGCUUCUGUGCCCAAGGUAGUCCCCUGCCCUGAGGAAGAGGGGUUGUCUCUGGACUCAGUCUGCUUAUUGGAACCCAGGAAGGUCAUAGAGCCAGUGGAACCCAAAGGGCCUCAGAACCCACCUGCUAAUGCAGUACUGGGUUCCCAGAGAGUUUCCAGAAAAGGCAGGAGGAAGAAGAGCAAGGAGCAACCAACAUCCUGUGUGGAAGGCUAUGCCAGAAGGCUGAGGUCAUCCUCUCGUGGGCAGUCUACGAUGGCUACAGAAGUGACCUCUCAGGCAGGCAGUUUGCAGAAACAGUCUCAGGAGGAACUUCAAAGAGAAGCUGGGCCUCCCCAGGGUAGGGGAAAGCCACAGGCUUGGGCACGGGCCUGGGCAGCUGCUUUGGAGAAACCUGGCUCUGAGAACUUGGAUAGAAGUGCUGGACAAAGUAGUCCUUCUAAAGAAGAUCCUCCAGACCUCUACCCCAAACUGGUUGAUACUAUCCAAGCCAACCCUGUUCAAACCCAUGUCUCAUUGGUUGAUUCUGCUCAGAGUGACCCCAUGCCAGUUGACUCUGUUGGAGUUGAUCCUACUGCAGGUGCCCCUGCUGUAGCUGAUCCUGCACCGGUUGACUCAACUUCAGCCAGUACGGAGCUGGUUGACCCUCUCCCAGCUGACACAGUGUUGACUACCCCAGUUCUAUCUGACUCGACAGUAAUUGACCCUGCAGUGGUUGUUCCCAUCCCAGAUAACUUGUCAGCAAUUGAUGCUGUCCUGACUGACCCAGUGCCAAUUGACCCUAUUCCCAGUGACCUGCCUCCAGUUGACCCUAUGCUAGUUAAGUCCAGACCAACUGACCCCAGACGUGCUGCAUCAUCAGUUCAGGGGAAUUCAGUUUCUCAUCUCCUUGACUCAGAGUCUUUGGAUCCUCCAAAGAGGACCAACCCUGAAGUCAAAGAGGUUGUAGGUCCUCUGAAGGUGGAAAGUGGUUCCAGUGCCACAACUCAGGAAGCUAGACCUCGGCCUCUUAGCUUAUCUGAGUACCGUCGUCGAAGGCAGCAACGGCAAGCAGAGGCAGAAGAGAGGAGUUCCCAGCCCCCAGCUGGGAAAUGGCCCAGCCUCCCAGAGACUCCCACAGGGCUGGCAGACAUCCCUUGUCUUGUCCUCCCACCAGCCCCAGCCAAGAGGACAGCUCCGCAGAAAAGUCCUGAAGCUCCCCAAGAGGCUUGUUUUGUGCCUGUGGGUCCCAGCCCUGCUUCUCCUAGUCCUGAACCAACUGCAAGCAAACCCAUGGUCUCAACUCCCACUGAACAGGUGCCAUCCCAAGAGAUGCCACUGUCAGCAAGACCUGUCCCUCCUACUGUUCAGCCCAUAUCUCCUGUUGGGCCCAUGCCUCCCACAGUGCCCACUCCUUUGCCUUUCCUCCCAGGUGGACUGGGUAUACCUCCCAUGCUGCCCCUUCCUGCAAAUGGGCAAGGAGUUCCCAGUCUUCCCCCACCUCCCUUGCAGUCUCCUGGUCUUCCAGUGUCUAUGAGACCAGUGCCACCUGAUCCCUAUACUCACUAUGCCCCUGUGCCACCCUGGCCUUGUUAUCCCCCUGUAUCCCUUUCUGGCUAUCCUUGCCUAACCCCCCCACCAACGGUGCCCCUAGUAUCUGGUACUCCUGGCACCUAUGCUGUGCCCCCCACUUGCAGUGUGCCUUGGGUACCCCCUCCUGCACCAGUCUCACCUUACAGCUCCAACUGUACCUAUAGGCCCAUGGGAUGGGGUCCAGGACUACAGCAACCUCCAUUCUGGUCUGCUGUUCCCCCACCUCCUUUGCCUCCAGCCUCUGUUGGGAGAGCUGUUCCACCCAAAGUGGAGCCCAGUGGCAUUCCAGCUGUCCCUCCUGAAAAUGUACUUCCUGUGCCAGUGACUCCUUCCCUCAGUCUUGGGCCAGUCAGCCCUAUAGCUCCACAGAUAGAGCCCGCCAAGGUGGAGGUCAAGCCAGUGCUUGCAUCUCCCCAUCUGAAACAACAGGUGUCCUCCCUGGUGCAGAGCCCCCAGAUCAAGGCUCCAUCAUGUCUGUCUGUUGAGGGUGUGGCUGUUGAGGAGCCUGAAUCAGAAAGGCUAAAGCCUGAGACCCAGGAGUCCAGGCCCAGGGAGAAGCCCCUCUCUCCUGCUAUCAAGGCUGCUCCCAUGCUAAGGCAGAGCACUGUUCCCAAACUGCCUGCUGUCCACCCAGCCCGUCUAAGGAAGCUGUCCUUCUUGCCCACCCCACGUACUCAGGGUCCUGAGGAUGUGGUACAGGCUUUCAUCAGUGAGAUUGGAAUUGAAGCAUCAGAUCUGUCCAGUCUGCUGGAACAGUUUGAGAAAUCAGAAGCUAAAAAGGAGUGUCCUCUCCCGGCUCCUGCUGAUAGCUUGGCUGUAGGAAACUCAGGCAGCAUUGACACUCCCCAGGAGAAGAGGCCCCUAGACCGGUUACAAGCCCCAGAACUGGCCAACGUGGCAGGGCUCACCCCUCCAGCAACCCCUCCCCACCAGUUAUGGAAGCCCCUGGCUGCUGUUUCACUGCUGGCCAAAGCCAAAUCUCCUAAGUCCAUCGCCCAGGAGGGAACCCUGAAGCCUGAAGGAGUUACAGAGGCCAAACAUCCAGCUGCAGCCUGCCUCCAAGAAGGGGUCCAUGGCCCUAGUCCUGUCCAUGUGGGCUCUGGGGACCAUGACUAUUGUGUCCGGAGUAGGACACCCCCCCAAAAAAUGCCUGCCCUAGUCAUACCAGAGCUGGGCUCCCGAUGGAAUGUCAAACGCCAUCAGGAUAUCACUAUCAAACCUGUUUUGUCCCUGGGCUCAGCGACUCCCCUACUCUCAUGCACAACUGCCUCCCAGGAGCCACUUGAUCACAGGACUAGUAAUGAGCAGGCAGAUCCUUCAGCACCUUGCCUUGCCCCAUCUGCCUUGUUGUCUCCUGAGGCCUCACCCUGCCGGAAUGACAUGAACACUAGGACUCCCCCUGAGCCCUCAGCCAAGCAGAGGUCAAUGCGCUGUUACCGAAAAGCCUGCAGGUCAGCCAGCCCCCCAAGCCGGGGCUGGCAGGGCCGUCGUGGCCGCAGCAGCCGUUCUGUCAGCUCUGGGUCCAACCGGACCAGUGAAGCAUCUUCCUCUUCAUCCUCAUCGACGUCUUCCUCAUCCCGAUCCCGGUCCAGGUCCAGGUCCCUCUCCCCUCCCCACAAGAGGUGGCGAAGGUCCAGCUGCAGUUCCUCUGGACGUUCCAGAAGAUGCUCUUCCUCUUCCUCUUCAUCCUCAUCUUCCUCAUCUUCAUCAUCCAGUUCCCGAAGCCGUUCUCGUUCCCCAUCCCCUCGCCGGAGAAGUGACAGGAGGCGGUGGUACAGCUCUUACCGUUCACAUGACCAUUACCAAAGGCAGAAAGUACUGCAGAAGGAGCGUGCAAUAGAAGAGAGAAGGGUGGUCUUCAUUGGGAAGAUACCUGGCCGCAUGACUCGGUCAGAGCUGAAACAGAGGUUCUCUGUUUUUGGAGAGAUUGAGGAGUGUACCAUCCACUUUCGAGUCCAAGGUGACAACUAUGGCUUCGUCACUUACCGCUAUGCUGAGGAGGCAUUUGCAGCCAUUGAGAGUGGCCACAAGUUGCGUCAGGCAGAUGAGCAACCCUUUGAUCUCUGCUUUGGGGGCCGCAGGCAGUUCUGCAAGAGGAGUUAUUCUGAUCUUGACUCAAACCGGGAAGACUUUGACCCUGCUCCUGUAAAGAGCAAAUUUGAUUCUCUUGACUUUGACACAUUGUUGAAACAGGCCCAGAAGAAUCUGCGGAGGUAACCCUGGGCCCUCCCCCCCAUCCCUUUUUCUUUGGAGGUGCCCAACCUCCUCCAUCCCCCUCCCCCACUCUAGGGGAGAGAGCUGCUAGUGAGGAGAUGACUGUUUUAUAAGAAAUGGAAAAACGUGAAAUAAAAAAAUGUGUUAAAUCAGAUUUUUUUAAAUGGGUAUUUGUUUUUUAUAACAGGUGUUGAAAACAAGUUAACUUGCAUUCCUAUGUAAGAUGGUUGGGGCUGAGGGCUUUCUCCAGCGUUUGGAACAUUUAAGUCAC